Exophiala bonariae is the source of this 948-nucleotide messenger RNA. RefSeq lists its product as uncharacterized. Bases 1 to 948 code for a protein of 315 amino acids. The record is from RefSeq and is a predicted model, not a curated record. Gene Ontology annotation, molecular function: phenylpyruvate tautomerase activity. The transcript has 2 exons. Lineage: Eukaryota; Fungi; Ascomycota; Eurotiomycetes; Chaetothyriales; Herpotrichiellaceae.
AUGGCAGUCGAAAGCGCUUUCUCAACUCCACCAAAUGGGGAAGAUGCGAAAGCUACAAAAUCCCGCCGAUAUGGAACACUAUCCCCUGCUGAGGAGAGGCUGAGACAUGUCCAACGCGCCCAAUCCACACCUCCCGAGAUCACCCACGCCCACCAAUAUGGUACCUUGACCAAAAGUAUCGAUGCCCAGCUGUCGGAUGUCGCGCGCCUAGAGCAUACAUGGCAGCGAAUGCACCUCUCCAAGAAGAAAAGUCAAUAUUACACCGAUGCUUUUGCACAUCGCGAAUCGAACAAUUCCGCCAAAGAACGUGUCGCGAAAGAUUCGAUUGUUGUGGCGGAACUCAAAAUGAACUAUUGCGUUGACUCGGAAAAAGACUUUCUGAUUGACUUCUCAUUUCGACUAUCCGAGAUCUACCAGCGUCCAGCCUCCUGCGUCAUGAUCAUGCUCAGCACAGACGUCACCAUGCUUCUGGCUGGAACUUCCGAACCAGCCUAUCAUCUGACUAUCGUGGCCUUGCAAUCUGAAAUAGCCGCGACCAAGAACAAGCGAAGCACGCAUUUGAUACAAGAUUUCAUGCAGGACAUUUUGGAUAUUCCACCAACAAGAGGAGUAUUACGAUUCGAGGCUGUGGCAGAGGAGAAUCUGGCAACCAACGGGAUGACUGCGUUGCAAGAAAUCGAGCAAUUGGAGCGGCAGCCAAUCGAUGAGGAUGGAAUAUUCAGAGCUUUGAGCCGCCAGAGGAGUAGGAGAAGUAAAAAGGCCAGCGGACCGAUUCUCACCGACAAAGUACGAACAGCUUUCCCAUCCCUGAGAGCCAGUACGCCGUCACAACAGCAGUAUAACAUACUAGCCACAACUAAUGACUUCUCUGGAUCCACUGAUAUAAGUGGCCCAUCAAGAAAGCGCGUCAAGUCAAGGAAAAGCAUUUUAUCAUUCUUCAGGAAAUAA